GUCGUAGUGUGGAUGUAAUGGAUGUAUAUAUAUGUGUUGGUGUGUGUUAUGUUAAUUUUUAUUAUUGUGAAAGGCAUCAAGUAGUGCUGUGCUGCCUUCAAGAUGCAGACAAUAUUUUCAGUCAUACGUUCGAUAGACAUAAUCUAAUGUUUUCUGAUUAUAAGACAGGCAGGUAUUUUGUCAAAUUUUCUCUAUUGAAAGUUUGAUUCUUGGUAAAAAUGUCAGUUUGUGUUUUCAAUGUUGAGUGAACGUUUUUCGUAGACUGCUUUGUUCCUUCAAGUGACUGAUGUGAAAAAUACUACGAUUGCACUAUUUUCAUUCAUGUUAGGAACUUGUUAAAAUGUGUGGAAGAAGUUAAAAAUGAAGUGUGUGAAACGAUGAUAUUACUGAAGUUAUUACUUAAGUGUAUUUGGACAUUCUAAUAAUUGAAUUGGUAUUAUUUUUACACCACCACUUUGUUUCUACGAUAAGGUACCUAUCUAGUGUAACAUGGAUGCAAGUGACUCACCUUCUAAGACGUCUGAAGAUUCAUACAGUGAAGGAAAGUAUACAUGCUAUGAUGAAGCACACUUUAAAUUCAUUGUUCCUCCUGAAGCUCCUGUGUUUGAACCAACUAUUGAAGAAUUUGAAGAUCCUCUUCGUUACAUAAGUAAAAUAAGGCCUAUUGCUGAAAAAUGUGGUAUUUGCAAAAUAAAGCCACCAAAUAACUGGCAGCCACCUUUUGCAGUAGAUGUUGAUCAUUUUAAAUUCACUCCUCGAAUUCAGCAUUUAAAUGAAUUGGAAGCUCAGACAAGGAUUAAACUAAACUUUCUUGACCAGAUUGCUAGAUUCUGGGAGCUCCAAGGCUCCUUACUAAAAAUUCCAGUUGUAGAACGUAGAGCUUUGGACCUGUACACGCUGCACCAAUAUGUUCAAGACGAAGGUGGUUUAGAAAAUGUGAGUAAAGAGAGAAAAUGGACAAGGGUAGCUUGUCGCAUGGGCUAUCCUACCGGGAGAGGAGUUGGAACACUACUGAAAAACCAUUACGAGAAGAUUCUGUAUCCAUUCGAUGUGUUUCAUCGAGGAAAAGCUUUGAAGGGAGAAGAAAUGGAUGAACCAAAUUUCAAAGAAGGGUCAGAUAGAACUUCUCAAGAUUACAAACCUCAUGGCAUUCCAUCUAGACAAGCAAUCAAACCGUCUCCUACUGAUCGUCGUGCUAAUCGCUACAGUUCAAUUGAUUGUAAACCUAUCCAAAUUGCAGAAGAAGAUCUGAAAACUAACAAGGAGCUUGGAAGACUACAGUUCUAUGGAAUGGCUGGACCGAAAAUGGCAAGUUUUUAUGAAUUAAGUAGUAAAAAUAGUGGAGAAAAAACCGAAGAAAUCCAGAAUAAAUUAUCCAAACCAAAGAAAAGAGAUCCAUCACAUAAUGUGUUUGAUCCGUUUGCAAAAUAUGUAUGUCAUAAUUGUGAAAGAGGUGAUUCUGAAGAAUCGAUGCUUUUAUGUGAUGGAUGUGAUGAUAGCUACCAUACAUUCUGUCUAAAGCCUCCUCUGCCUGAUAUUCCCAAAGGAGAUUGGAGGUGUCCAAAGUGUGUGGCUGAGGAAGUGAAUAAACCUACAGAAGCUUUUGGAUUUGAACAGGCUCAAACAGAAUAUUCUUUACAACAGUUUGGUGAAAUGGCUGAUCAGUUCAAAUCAAAUUAUUUCAAUAUGCCAGUGCACCUUGUUCCUACAACUUUGGUUGAGAAAGAAUUUUGGCGUAUAGUAUCUUCAAUUGAUGAAGAUGUAACAGUUCAAUAUGGGGCAGAUUUACACACGAUGGACCAUGGAUCAGGGUUUCCUACUAAGCAGACGAUUUCUAUGAAUGAUAAUCAUCCGUACAUAGGCGACAUAAAAGAAUAUGCAGAAUCUAGCUGGAACCUCAAUAACUUACCUGUGUUAGAAGGCUCAGUUCUUGGACAUAUAAAUGCAGACAUAUCUGGAAUGAAGGUGCCAUGGAUGUAUGUUGGAAUGUGCUUUGCUACAUUUUGCUGGCAUAAUGAAGAUCACUGGAGCUACUCUAUCAAUUACUUGCACUGGGGCGAGCCUAAAACCUGGUAUGGUGUACCUGGAGAUAAAGCCGAAAAUUUUGAACAGUCUAUGAAAUCAGCAGCACCAGAACUCUUCGACUCUCAGCCUGAUCUCCUCCAUCAACUUGUGACAAUAAUGAAUCCAAAUGUUUUAAUGGAUGCUGGUGUCCCAGUCUUCAGAACAGACCAACAGGCAGGUGAAUUCGUCAUCACAUUCCCUCGAGCUUAUCAUGCUGGUUUUAAUCAAGGAUACAAUUUUGCUGAAGCUGUGAAUUUUGCUCCUGCUGACUGGUUGAAGAUGGGGCGUGAGUGUAUAACACAUUAUUCUGAACUACAUCGAUUUUGUGUGUUCUCCCAUGAUGAACUGAUAUGUAAAAUGGCCAGUCAGUGUGAUUUACUGGAUGCACGAGUUGCUCUGUCAACCUAUCAUGAUAUGGUGGAAAUGGUUGAAAGUGAAAAGAAAUUGAGAAAGUCUCUUUUGGAGUGGGGUGUUAGAGAAGCUGAAAGAGAAGCAUUUGAAUUGUUGCCUGAUGACAAGCGGCAAUGCGAAGUAUGUAAAACUACUUGCUUCCUAUCUGCUGUUACUUGUUCAUGCACCACAACUCAACAGGUAUGUUUGAAACAUUAUACUGAACUGUGUAAAUGCCCUCCUGUCAAACAUACACUAAGAUACCGAUACACUUUAGAUGAGCUUCCACAAAUGUUGCAAAAAUUGAAAGUCAAAGCUGAAGCAUUCAAUAUCUGGUUGGAAAAGGUAAAAAAUUCUCUUGAUACCAGAGUGCCAUCUACACUGACCUUCGAGGAGUUUAGAAAUUUGCUAACAGAAGCUAAAGAGAAGAAUUUCCCUGAUGAAGAACUUUUAGUGCACUUGGCAGAAGGAAUUGAAGAAGCUGAGAAAUAUGUGAGUGUUGCAAAGCAGUUGCACUACAAUAGAGUUAGAACUAGAAAACAAGCUUCCAAAGAAUCAAAAUGUAAACUAACCUUGGAAGAGUUGAAUCUAUUUUACAAACAUUUGGAUCUGUUGCCAUGUGUUAUAAAAGAAGCUGACUCUGUGAAACAACUCAUUGCUAGUGGUGAAAAAUUUAAAACUGAGGCUGAAGAACUAUUGAAAAGAGAAGAAGUAGAUUCUGAUGAUUUGAAGAAGUGCAUGGAAGCAGGAGCACUACUUGAUAUUGAAUUUGAAGAAUUGCCCAAGUUGAAGGAAAAAUAUGAUAAAGUUAAAUGGCUUGAAGAUGUUAAACUACUUAAGGAAAACCCAGAACAAGUUACCGCUGACUGUUUAAGAACACUUUUGAAAUCAGGGGAGGAAAAAUAUUCUGAAUGCAACUUCGAAAUAGGAAUGACUGAACUUCAAGGUCUAUUGAAUUCUAUUGAGAAUUGGGAAGAAAAUGUGCAGAAAGCACUGAAAGGACGUCCACGUAUUGGCUAUCUUCUUAAAUUGUUGACUGAAUCAGAACAAAUCAAAGCUAUUCUUCCAAGCAAACCUAGUUUGAAAUCCUGUUUGAAAAGAGGGAAAGAUUGGAUUUGUAAAGUAAAAGCAGUUUAUGAUCAAAAGACUUUCCCUUUCAUUGAUGUGUUGGAAGACCUUGUCAAUAAGGGAAAAGGACUUUCCUUAGAGCUUGCUCUGUUGAAACAAAUGCAAAUGACUCUCACAAAAACAAAAAUUUGGAAGGAAAAAGCAGGAAAAAUAUUCUGCUUGAAAAAUUCGGUUUAUUCUUUGUUUGAGAUAUUAACACCCAGAACACAGGUUGGAAUCAACUUCUACAAGAAUAGAAUCAAACGCAAAGAGUCGAAUAAUUGUGAGGAGUACCUGCUAGCAAACGUCAAGCUGGCUGGAUCUAUCAAAGAACGAGAGAUUGAAUUGGCGUAUAAUAGUGCUCUCAAGAAAGAGAUGGAGCUUAUUUAUGAGCUACGACUUGAAAAUGUCCAGAAAAAGAAGCUGAAUUCUCCUGAUACUAAGUACUGUAUAUGCCAGAAGACAACUUCUGGAUCAAUGAUGUUAGAGUGCUCAUUAUGUCGAGAUAUGUUCCACGCUACUUGUGUCACAUUGACGAGAGUUAAUGGUAGGACGCGAAGAGAGAUAUUAGACACAAAACUGAUUUGUCCUUCUUGUACACGCUCCAAUAGACCAAAUUUGGAUGAAGUGAAGCAAUUAUUGAUGGAUCUGAAAUCUGUACGUACCCGAUUUCCGGAAGCAGAAGCGUUCCAGUGUUUAAUACAAAGAGCAUUCAACUGGCGAGAAAAAGCUCAACUUUUACUUUCUGCUGAAGAAAUGAAAGUAGCUCUAAAUAGAGCCGACUUUGUGUUGAGACAAAAGAAUAAAUUGAGAGUUGGAAGCAACAAUAACGAUCUUCAAAAGGCUGGUAAAAAUUCACCUACUGAUGCAGUAGGAGAAAGUAUAACAGAGCUUAAUGAACUAUCCAACGAUAACUCUGAUAAUAUAGCAAAUAGCACACCCGCUAACAAGCCAUUUGCAUUCAAGAAACCAUUGAAUAAAGCUCCGCGUUUGGCAAAGAUGCCUGCUGUCAGUAUGUCACCAGAAGGUCGGCUGCUUUUGAAGGAAUUGCUAACCGAAGGAGACUUGCUUGAAAUAGAAGUAGAAGAAACAGAUAAGAUAUGGAGGAUCUUACAGCUUCUAGUUUCGCAGCGAAAUUUGGAGAAACGUCUAGAGAAGGAGGCAACUCAAACGAGCAACAGGUCGCCGACGAAACGGGCCUCAAGGUUGGACGACAGCGAACAGUGUCCUCGCAAAAAGUUCAAAGGCAAGCCAACCAAAGAGAUGAAAGACAAGAAACUGGACAAAGGUUACCAUGGCAGCGGCGGCGGCGAGACGAGUAACGAUGGAGGGGCGGAAAAUGUGCCGCAGGAGAACGAGGACGACUGUGCGGCCGAGUUGUGCCUCCGACCGGAGGGAGACGAGGUGGACUGGGUGCAGUGUGAUGGCGGCUGCGAGCAGUGGUUCCACAUGGACUGUGUCGGUCUCGGCAAGACAGACCUCGCCGAAGACGAGGACUACAUAUGCGAGCAAUGCCUCCCCACCUCACCUCCCCCACCUCCUCAACCCUCAACCAUCACUCCUCCCGACUUCCUCGACCUCUCCUUACCAAUGCCCUACAUCAAGCAGGAGAUUGACAUCGAGCUGCAUCUCGACGAAGAGACUACCUCACCUGACGAUGACGAUUCUUUCUCACCUGCCUUGCCCAUUUCAGAAUGAUACGCUGUUCACUUCUUCCAGAAUCCUAUCGUUUCCACUACUAAAGCGGUAUUUUUAUAUUCCACCAGUAAUUUUGUAGCUGAGGAUGUGUAAGUGGAGUGCGAUUCGAUCCAUCAUCGACAGAAGGCAGAUGGAAGGUGUCACCAUCGCAAUCGGACUUCACAACUCAAUCCGUAAAAUACUCACUUUUAAUAUUUAUGAAUUUAUUGAUCAGUAGAUUGAACUUUAUUAUUCGUGUUUUAAUUUUGAAUGAUGUGAUUAAAGGUAUCUUAGGAUUAAACCCUCCAGAAUUUUAUUUUAUAGCUUCAUGUUCAAUGGGAAUUCUUUUCCAUUAGUUAAGCAAUUCAAGUAACUUGAAAAUUUCAAGUUUUUUCUCGAUCUCACCAAUGAGAGGCCUCUAGAGGCCUAUGUAUAAUAUUAAUAAUUAUUGUAGUUGUUUCUAAUAGUUACAAUUCAGUUUUUAAGAAUUAAGUUCUAAUAUGUAAUUAGUAAACGGAUUAUUAAAUUAUUCAAAAGGUAAAGUCAAUUGCAACUGUACUAUUUCCAUUCAAUUCUUGAUUAACUUUUACAUUUAUUCUAAAAAUGGAAUAUCUAUGCUCUUUUCAAGUAUUAUGUAUGUUUGUUGCUUAUAUAUUUUUAUUUUCUUGACGAAGUGUCACUUGAAACUUGAAAGUGCCUUUUCAGUAAAAUGUCUAUGCAUGAACUUUUCAUACGUCGAAUCUCUUGAAGUUAGGUUGAAAAGUGAAUAGUUUUUAAACAAAUGCUCAAAUUUGCAAGUUUUUUUCAAUUUCCAAUGAUUUUACGAAAUAGAGACGUAAUAUUUUCAAUGAGGUAUUUGAUUUGGCCUUUUGUUGAUAUGCAAUCUACCAUUCAAGAGUUGAUUUCACAUUAUAUGACUUGGGCCUACUAAUACGAGCUACCGUAUAUUUCAUGAGUCUUACAAGUAUUGCUAAGAAGUAUUUGAUGAGAAAAUGAGGUCUAUCACUGUAAAUACCUACCUCUCUUCAGUACAGUAGACCCCAUUCGAUUAAUAAAAUAUUCAAUAAUUAAAGUUUUCACAAAAAACAGGCAAUUUAGAAAAAAAUAUCUCCAUUAAAUAGAUUAUAGUUUUAUUUACUUUAAUUAUAACCAGUUAAAUAUUUUACUGUAUAAAUAAAAAUUUGCCAAUGCUUUUUAAAAAUAUCUGACAUUUUUUUAUUACACAAAAUUCGACAAAGUUAGCGGAAAUCUCGUCUACUUUCUUCUAAAAACGAUUUGGAUAAUUGGAGUUCUACUGUACACUAAUGAUGAAUUAAUCAGGAGUAUCCGAGUAACCUUAAUAUACGAGUACUUUAUUCUGAAAGUUUUAUUCAUAGUUUGUUAAUAUUUUUUAUCAGCAGAAAAGUUGUUAAUCAAAUCAAUUCCUAGUUAGGGUUCAAUUUAGGCUAAAUGAUACUCGAUUAAAUUCAUUUGACAACUAAAUUCCCAAAAAUAAUGCUUGAAUUUUACUCUUCAAAUCAACAAUUUAUUAUUGUAAAAUUCAUAUUUUUUAAUAUCAAGCGUUAAUUUGUUAUGUCAAGCUAACAAAACAUGGAAAUAAUGUUACAAUGAUGUGAAACAUUAUAUCAAUUAGAUUAUUGAUAAAGCUUCUACAUUUUUUCUUGAAAUAAAAUACUAAUUUUAAUUUGAAGUAUUAUAAAUAUUCUAUUUUGCUUGAUAUAUAUCUUGAAAGCUAGUUAGUAAUGUAUUUACUGACAAUGUUUCAGACACAGGUGACCCAGAUUAACGGAAACUUUCAAAAACGUCAUAAAACGAAAGUGAGAAAAGAAAAAUAGUUCUAUUUAUGUCAAUGAAAGCUUGAAAACUUGCCAUUAUUAUUAAGGAUCAUUACAUUUAUCUUUUUUUUUUUAAUUACAUCCUUUAGAUGGCUUCCUUCUUCACUAAUACAUUUUUGAAAUCUGUGUUGAAGAUUCCUUAUCAAUCACUGCCACAUUUCAACUGGGAUAUUUAAAUUUCAUUUUGAACUGUCUGUUUUAAUUCAACCGCAGUAAUUGUGAGCACUUUUGAUUUGAGAUGCCCAACAAAAAUAAGGAGGAUAAAUCGGGCGAUUUAUGGCUAGCUACACACAAAUCGAUUUUUUGCCGUCCUUAUGAAUUCUAUUAGAUUGAACAGAUGAUGUUUGUCAAGUUCCGUCAAUGUGAGAAUAUCGAACAACUAUUAUAGGUACUGAACUCUCAGCAUUUGCUCACAUUUAUUUACUCGAUACAAAUAUACAGUAAACGCUUACAAAGACCAGUGAUCGAUUUACGAAAUGAGACUGACUUUCAAUUCAUAAAGACGAACAAAAAUCGAUGUGUGUGUAACUGACUUAUGAGGCCAAGAAACGCAACUGAAUCGUGAGACACGGUUAGGCAUCAAACAAUAGACGCUCGUUCAGCUGCUAUUGACUACCGUGCACACGAUUCGAUCAAUAAUUUUGAAUGAAUUGAAAAGUAAAACAGGAUUCGGAAUUAAAUGUAGAAUAUUCCAGUUAAUAUUGCAGCGAACAAUUAGGAAUCUUCAACAUAGAUUUAAAUAAUGUAUUCGUGAAGAAUAAAGCCAUCUAUAGGAAGUAAUAUAAAGGAAAUAGUAUAACCUUAAAUUGCAAGUUUUUAUUGUCAUAAAUAGAAUUAUUCUUUCCCUUAUCACUUUUGUUUUUGACAUUUUCAAAAGUUCCUGUUGAUUAGGGUCACUCACCCUUUAAUUUAAGUCAAUUAUCAGCCUUUAUUCAACGUUUUGUAAUUUAUUUACUAGGAUCAUCUCCGAAUGUUGAAAUCUCUAUUAUGAUAUGUCAACUGGAGUAUUUCAAUCAAUUACAAUAAUUUAUCAUUUAUAUACAUUAUUUAAGGAUAAUAUUCCAAUAUUUAGAAGUUCCAUGCUCUUCCAGUUAAAUAUAUUUUUAAUUGUAGUAAUUACAAUAAAGAAUCCAAGUUCAAGAGUUUUAAAUUCCGUUGUUGAAAUAAAAUUAAAUAUUAUUUAUUAUUGAUAUUCUUAAUUAUUGAAAUAUUUUCAGUCGGUUACUGGAAAGAUCAACGAUAAUAAUGUAUUACUACUUACAUAAAUAAUUAUGUAAGUAGUAAUUAUUAUUAUUAUUUUACUACUUACAUGUUUUGGUUGUAAAUGUAAUUUGCUAAAAAUAAUACCCAAUAAUAUAAUAUUUUAUAGUAUUCAAAGGAAGAACUAUUCUUCCUGUUUGAAAGUUUAUUAACAGGUUUUAUUUAUUCACCAAAUACUAUUUAAACUGAUUUGAAUGUUUUUUAACUAUACAUUUUUCUAAAGGUUUUAAGACUGGUUUUAUUCCUAACAUUAUGCUAAUUCUUCAGAAUAUAUUCUGGAAAGAGCUGCAACGCUUGAAACAAGGUUAUCAUCAAAGUCAUGGGCAAGGAGCCGACAUCAUGCUUUCUUUCUAGAUCUUUCAAAUUUGGUGCUAAAAAAUUAAGUCCCUCUGACGGUUUAGCUUUUAAGUUACUGAGGCAGUGUUUAGACCGAAAAGAAUCUAAAAAUUUAAGGAGUGGCAUUCUCAAGAAAUGUAUUACUUGCAAUGACUGCUAUCUUUAAACCCAUUGCAACUUCAAACAUCAUUGCAAACUUGAAUCAUUUUUGCUAUAUCCUGUGAGCUCGCACAAGGCUUGCCAUGUUCAUUUAGCCACCAUUCAAGCAGACAUAUCCCGUGCCAAUAUAAACAUGACUUCUUCAACAUCCAUCUUUGAACACUUUCGAUAGUUCAUCCUCUUGGACACAAAUCAAUGAAACAAUUCCACUAGCUUCUCCAUUUAUCCCAUAUCACAAACUGUCUUUAACUAGUUGCCGCUUGCUAUGCUUCUCAGGAAAUAAUCAGUCUUGGGUCUUGAUGAAAUUUUGCACCUUGUGAAUAAAAAGCAAUGGACCCAGUGUAUUUUUAAAUAAUCAGAGUCUAAUUAAUUGUUCUAUUUCAUUCAUUGUGUGUAUUCAUUGAAAAAAAAUUACAAAUUUAUUUAGUAAUUACAAAUGUAUUCUCAAUUCUCAUUUAAUCAGUUAUUUAUUGCAGCUGAAAUAGCCUAUUUGAAACAUAACAUAGGCCAAGUUAAAUAAUAACAAUCGAAUUCUAUUAUGAUUGUACUAGUAUUAAUGCAUUUGUUUAAAUUUGAAGCGAUUAAUGUUUUUCGUCAAUUCACUUGUGUGCGUACUUCAGUAGCUUUCAAGUAGAGAAAGCUCAAUAUUAAAUCUUGGUGAUUCAUACAAUAUACAAUAUAUUCUUCCAAGUAAUAAAACGUAUCGAGUAUUUGUUUGACUUUUUAAUGUAAGUUCAAACCUUCCAAUUAGUAUGAAAAUGAUGAAUAAUUUAUUGUAUGAUUUUUAAUAAGCAAGUUGAGUUGAUACGGUGCAGGGGCCGCUUAAAUGUAUAUAUUUACUUAUUUGAAUUAACGUCGCAUUACUGUAAUGGAGAUGAGCCUCAGAGCGCAAUGAUUUAAUAUAUUAUUGAGUGAAUGAUAAGGGUUUAUUAUUUAUUAAUAUUUCUGGAGGGGUAAACUAACUUCAAUUGGAAUAGAUUUGUGCUUCUAUAUGUUGGUUGUGAUGAGUUUUCAUCAGUACUUGUAUCAUUUUUAUACUUUAGACUAUUCUUUCCACUACUGCUAAUUUACUAUGUACAGGUAGAACAAAUGAAACACUGAUAUAUUAUUAUGUUUUCCAAUGUCUCCAGUAGAUUUAGUAUGAAAGUAUUAUAUUUAUCUCGUGGAAUUGACCUGAACUGAUUUAUAAAUAUAUAUUGCAAUAGCAUUAUAUAUUUUCAAAGAAUUUCGCGUCUAUCAAAAUGAUCUUCAUAUUCAUAAUGACAUAACAUAGGUAUUUACAUAGUAUUGAAAAAUCUAUAUGUGUUCACUUAGAUAAAGUUUAUAGUAAAUUUCAUUUACUUUCAACCAAAGUGUAAACUCAGUGGAGCUUAUUCCAGCACACGAGCUUGUAGUACACGAUGGUGUCAAUUAUCAAGUUUGAAUCAACCAAGAGAAUUUCCUUGUCAAGCUUUAUGAAGCAGAAAAUCAUUCUGAAUUAGACGCUCGAAUUCUGAUUUUAGUUGAAUGUUAUAUUUAGAAAAAAUUUACUAUGUGCCGAAAUUAUUAAAAUAUUGGCAGAGAUUUCUUAGCCUGUA
Molecule: messenger RNA, 10405 nt
Organism: Nilaparvata lugens (brown planthopper)
Lineage: Eukaryota; Metazoa; Arthropoda; Insecta; Hemiptera; Delphacidae
Gene: Kdm5
Product: lysine-specific demethylase 5B
Exons: 2
Coding region: 490-5259 (1589 amino acids)
Biological process (GO): chromatin remodeling
Cellular component (GO): nucleus
Molecular function (GO): DNA binding; histone demethylase activity
Source: RefSeq, a predicted model, not a curated record